Talaromyces marneffei is the source of this 1368-nucleotide messenger RNA. RefSeq lists its product as uncharacterized. Gene Ontology annotation, molecular function: glutamate-5-semialdehyde dehydrogenase (NADP+) activity; NADP binding. The transcript is spliced from 2 exons. Lineage: Eukaryota; Fungi; Ascomycota; Eurotiomycetes; Eurotiales; Trichocomaceae. Bases 1 to 1368 code for a protein of 455 amino acids. The record is from RefSeq and is a predicted model, not a curated record.
AUGUCUCUGACAGAGUCAUCCGCCUCCGAGAUCGCACAGAGCGCAUCUAUUGCCUCUCGCCGACUAGCUACAGUUUCGAACGAUGGACGCAAUUUCGCUCUAACAACGCUCCAUGCCGCUCUGUCCGAGAAGCGCGAUUAUAUUCUUCAAGCCAACGCGAAAGAUGUUGCGUUGGCGACCGAGGCAGCGGCAAAUGGCGAACUGAGUCAAAGUGUUUUGAAGCGGCUCGAUUUGAGCAGACCUGGCAAGUACGAUGAUAUGUUAGGCGGUAUCUUGAGCGUGAGAGAUCUUGAAGACCCAGUUGGCAGGGUUACGAUGCGAACACUGUUGGACGACGGGUUGGUUUUAGAACGGGUCACUUGCCCGCUAGGAACACUUCUCAUAAUCUUUGAGGCUCGUCCUGAGGUCAUUGCCAAUAUUGCUGCUCUAGCUAUCAAGUCUGGGAAUGCAGCUAUUCUGAAAGGUGGAAAGGAGUCCACCGAGUCGUUUAUUGCCAUAGCAGAAGUCAUUUCAGCAGCUCUUUCAAAGACCGAAAUCCCUAUUGCCGCCAUCCAGCUCGUCAAAACUCGUGAUAUCGUGUCCUCAUUGCUCUCACAAGAUCCUCUUAUUGAUUUGGUCAUUCCCCGUGGGUCAAACGAGCUGGUGCGGUAUGUCAAAGACAAUACAAAAAUCCCCGUGCUUGGUCAUGCCGAUGGUCUCUGCUCUGCAUACAUCCACUCUGAUGCUGAUGUCUCGACCGCCGUGAAAGUCAUUGUCGACUCUAAGACUGAUUACCCGGCGGCCUGCAAUGCUCUGGAGACUCUCCUCGUACACGAAGAUGUCCUCGAAAGCAUCUUGCCGGCUGUCGCCGAGGCCCUGCUUGCAAAAGGUGUUUCUCUCCGCUGCGACCGAGCUUCGAAAGCGGCUUUAACCAAGUCCCUUGCACCAGCACAAGCAGCUUUGUUACAAGAUUCCGUUGAUAAAGACUAUAAUACAGAAUUUCUCGAUCUGGUCCUCGCCAUUAAGACGGUCCCGUCACAGUCUUCGGAAUCGUCUGCCGUCCAGGAAGCUAUUGCCCACAUCAACGGACAUGGAUCAAAGCAUACCGACAUUGUCCUUACCACCUCUAGGCAAGUUGCCGAUUCUUUUAUGGCUGGAGUUGAUAGUGCAGGUAUCUACUGGAAUGCCUCCACACGCUUUGCAGACGGCAUGCGGUAUGGUUUUGGCACCGAGGUGGGAAUUAGUACAAACAAGAUCCAUACUCGAGGACCCGUGGGAUUGGAAGGAUUGACCAUCUACAAAUAUCUUAUCAGAGGCGAAGGUCAUACUGCAGCGGACUAUGGCGGGUCGGGAAGUAAACAAUGGAAGCACCAGAAACUGGAAAUCUAA